Molecule: messenger RNA, 6763 nt
Organism: Chara braunii
Lineage: Eukaryota; Viridiplantae; Streptophyta; Charophyceae; Charales; Characeae
Source: the annotation of a GenBank genome assembly
GGUUGGACAAUCUCUUGUCCAAGUAUGGAGUGGUAGCUGCCGACUUGCACACCAAGAUCAGCUGGGAUGAUAUGAAGGCGGCGUGGCACAAGCGGUUCCAGGCAGAGCCGUCGGAGAUCAAAGCAGUGGACAAGCUAAUGGUCUUCGAACAAGGCACGCUGCCAAGUGAUUCGGCGCGCGAGUUCAACAUAGAGGUAUUGGACCCGCUCACGUCCGAGGACUUUGCAUGGCUUCCUCUCCCGACCAUGGGUUGCUUGUCGGGACCGCAAUGCGCAGCACUAUGCGCUCAUCUCCACACGUACUUAUCCUUCUAUGCACCACCAACUUCGCCGACGGAUGACGAAGUCGCAGUGGGGGACAUCCUUGCGUAUGUUACCAAGGUGGCCCGCGAGUUUCGCACGCAGAGGUACGAUGACAACAACGCACCGCUCAUGUAUGUCUGCAUCGAGGUUGGGCAAGCGUCUUGCAGCGCUUUGCUAGAUAGCGGCGCGUCUCGCAAUUUCAUGAGCCAAGCCUUUAUGCAAAAGGCUGGCCUUGGCGCACAAGUUCGGAGGAAGGCAAACCCGACGGCGAUCAAGUUGGCGGAUGGAAAGACGCAGCAACUACUCGACCGUUACAUCGAGGCCGUACCGGUGUAUUUCGCACCUCAUGCAUGCGAACCGGUGACGUUCGACAUUUUGGACACGGACUUCGACAUCAUUCUGGGAAUGCCUUGGCUUGCAAGUGCGGAUCACACGGUCAACUUCCAUCGGCGGACUCUUAGCGUUUGCAACGCCUUCGGCGCGAAAGUGGCAUGUACUAUUCCUCUACCGCACUGUUCGAUUCGGUGCCAAGUGGUGACGGCCAAAUCAUUCCGGGCGACUUGCGCUUACGAGCAGCCCGAGGAAAUCGGCCUAUGUUUCCUAAGGACCGUUGCGGUAGCCGACACUUCACCCAUGGACUUGUCUUCGGACCCCCGGGUGGUGCAGUUGCUGGACGAGUUCGCUAACAUCUUCGAGUCAUCUACCGGUGUGGUGCCGGAUCGGCCGAUCUCUCACGAGAUCAUUCUUGAGGCCGGUGCCAUGCCGCCGAAAGGUUGCAUCUAUCGGAUGAGCGAGGAGGAGCUUGAGGUCCUCCGGGCACAACUCGACGACUUGUUGGCCAAGGGCUGGAUCCGCCCUAGUAGCUCCCCAUAUGGAGCAUCAGUUCUCUUCGUCCGGAAGAAGAACAAGGAUCCACGAUUGUGUAUCGACUACCGCAAGCUCAACGCGCAAACCGUCAAGAAUGCGGGGCCGCCUCCUCGCAUCGAUGAUCUUCUUGAGCGAUUGGGCGGCGCAAAGUAUUUUUCUAAGAUGGAUUUGAAAUCGGGAUAUCAUCAAAUCUCGAUCCGACCGAAUGAUCGCUACAAAUCCGCGUUCAAGACGCGGUACGGGCAUUUUGAGUGGGUGGUUAUGCCUUUUGGCCUCACCAACGCCCCGACAACCUUUCAAGCGACAAUGACCAACGAGUUUCGUGCAAUGUUGGACCGGUUCGUGCUGGUCUACUUAGACGAUAUUCUCGUCUAUAGCGGGACAUUGGAGGAUCAUCUUGGGCAUCUUCGACGAGUGUUGGAGACGCUCCGCCGCGCCAAGUACAAGGCCAAGCGUGACAAGUGCGAAUUUGUCCGACAAGAGCUGGAAUACUUGGGGCAUUUUGUCACACCGGAAGGCAUCAGUCCGCUAUCGGACAAGAUUCAAGCCAUCCAAGAGUGGUUGGAGCCUCGAAACGUCACGGAUGUCCGUUCAUUCCUUGGCCUCGCCGGCUACUAUCAAUGUUUCAUCAAAGGCUACUCGAAGAUCGCGGCCCACUUGACCAAGCUUCAAUGCGAGGAUCGACCGUUUGACUUCGGAGAGGAGGCGUGGGAAUCAUUUUUGGCUCUCAAAGCCGUGCUAUUAUAUGCGGAGGUCUUGCUCAUAUACGAUCCGCUUUUGCCUACGCGCGUCACUACGGAUGCGUCCCACUAUGGCAUUGGUGCUGUCCUCGAGCAACACGAUGGCGUGGACUGGCACCCGGUCGAAUAUUUCAGCAAGAAAGUGCCCGUUGUGCACUCCAUUGACGAUGCACGCAAGAAGGAGCUCCUCGCCUUCGUCCACGCGCUCAAGCGGUGGCGGCACUUCCUCCUUGGUCGAAGCCAAUUCCGAUGGGUAACAGACAACAAUUUGUUGGUCUUCUAUAAGACCCAAGACACUGUCAACAGCACCAUCGCUCGAUGGAUGGCUUUCAUCGACCAGUUCAACUUCUUUCCUGAUCACAUUCUCGGGAAGUCGAACCGUUUUGCGGAUGCUCUUUCACGGCGUCCGGAACACUGUACCGCGGUCUACUCAACCUUCGAGAUCGACGACGACCUGCGGAACAACUUCAUCCGCGGCUACCAAGCCGACCCCGAGUUUCGCGACAAGUACGCGGCGCCUUCUCACUACCGGAUCCAAGAGGGGUACUUGCUUGCUCGGAGCCUGGCGAUGCAUCGGGUCUCUGUGUCCUCUGUACGUUCGGAGGUUGAGUCGCUGCAGGCCACUUUGUUGCAGACAUCGUCGAUUACCUCAUCAUGCGGCGCGGUGGAGACGUUCCUUCGCGAGAAUCGGGAUCGGGCGCACGAUUUCUUCGCCUCUUGUUUCCCACUGCUUUUGCGGAAAGUGUUUGGGUUCCGGGACCGCCCUUUUCCGGAGGCAUCAUCUCCCCUCUCACCUUUCCCCCAGGGGACCUUGGCAGGGGGAUGGCUGCAGCACACAUCCCACCCGGGUCACGAAGGCGAUGCCAUCGCAUUGGUCUCCCUUCUAUCCCCUACCGGCAUACUUCUCCAAAGCUUACUCAACAUAGACAAGGAGGGCACGAUCAUGUUCCUUUUCCCAUCAGAAAGACUGCCCGAUUGGGCGAGGUUGCUCUUGAGGACGGAGGAAGGUGCAAGCAUUCUGUGCCGUGAGUCACGCCUUUUCAAACGCUGCAUCAGUCGGCAAGGUGAUCAGCCCUUCCAGGUGCGUCUAGGACUCCUGGACUUCUACUUCUUUUGGUUUGCAUAUUACGCCCGCUGCAAGGGGAACUUGUCAGGGAGAUCUUCGAGGCAUGGGAGCGGAGGAGGGCAAUACUAUCAGCAGCAGCAAACGCAGGGUAGGUCAACCACGUCAGCACUGCGGUCCUCGCUCGGAAGCCUUAAGGUGUCCCUACCGGGGAUGCAACACAGCUCCCUUGUGUGUCCCAGUGUCUACCGACAUCUUCUCUUGCUCUACUUGGAGCACUUCUUGCCAUUUGGCCACUCUGGCUCCGCGAAGGUCCCUUCUCCCACCAGCGGACAGGUGUCCACUGACUAUGAGAACGGGGACCCUCGGCAGACCACAUACCCUCGAGAGCGAGUUUGUUUCACCCACCCACUCCGGAGAGCACAUGUCUCGCCUUCCCGCCAAUUGGAAGGAGGUGUGGAUGUGGGUAACUGCAGCCCUCACCAAAGCCGGCAGCAGCAACAGCAGGAUUUAGCUCUCUAUGGGGCUAAGUUCUUGGAUAUACUGGUAGAGUUUUGGCUGCUGGACGGGGAUCGUGCACCUCUCUGCCACUCAUUCCAGCAGCAGCGGUUCGCAGCCACAAUCACGACCGGGCAGCAGGAGCCGGUAUUGUCUCACUUCUUGCCUGGUGAUGAGCUGCUGGCAUCCAUCAGCGUGCUUGUGUCCCAUGUGUGCUCGGAUCCCCAAUUGGGCGACAGCGCGGGCGGCGGCAAAUCUGCUGGAAUAGGGUCGUGGGCGGGUGAUGCUCUCCUCCCUCGCAGAUCGUCGAUCGGUAUCCAAGGGGAAAGUGGGAAGGGGAUACGAACAACGGACAUGCUGGGGAAUGGCAUGGUGUCAAGGGCUAGGAUAGCAAGCGCGUCCAAUGUGCUGCUGCCGUAUGCCUGCCAGGUGUUGCAGAGACCCCUCUAUCGAUUCCUGCGAAGGGCUUUUGCACAUUGGCCGGUAGAGGACAUCAACCCGGGCCGUUUGGAUAUGCUUGUCGGCAUCUGGAUCACAUACAUAGCGCCGUGGAGUCUGCCUCAAGGUUCUUCGGCAAUGCGCAAUGGCAGCCUAGGUCAUCGAGGGGCUCGGAGAGGAGGAGAACAGGCGAGAGCAGGUGGAGGAAAUGAGGUCGGAGGGUCCACCAGUCCUGACAGAAGAUUAUCCGAUCUCUUUGUGCAGUACUUGCCUUCAGUAUUUGGAGGGGAGGGGGUAGGACGACGAGGCGAUCAGGAGCAGGGUGCAGGCAGUCGCCGUCUCACAUGGCACGCAGGGGAACCAGUGUCGACAACGCAGAUGACCAGCAUACCUUCUUCUUCUUCAAGUAGAAAAACCCAUGAAGGUGCUCCCUCCUCGUUGCUGUACAACUCCAGGUGGGAGGCUUAUGUUGUAUCCAACUACUUGUACUAUAACAUAUUGGUUGUCAAGUUCGUUGAGUUCGCUCUGAAAAUGUCAGAGGUCAACUGCAGUAUGGCCGUUCAACGACUCACGAGAGUGCUGUCCUUCUUCGCCAGCUCACCCGCACUGUUGGACCUUGUGCGACAGAUUGAGAUGGCAUGUCUCUGCUAUUCUCCGCUACUACAAAAGCAGUCUUCUCUUGGUCGUAAUAAUCAGCAGCAGCAUGAAACUUUUCCACCCAACGUUGUGAACACCCUGCGCACCUUCAUCCAAGAGCAGAUCGUGGAUUGGGAAGCCGCACCAUGUGUUCUCUGGGCCCAACCAGAUUCCCAAGUCCCAGUGUGGGACAGAUACAGAUGCUCUCCACCAGCAUACUCCGUCCGGGGAACCAGCCCACUGCCUACGCCGCCACCAUUCCUGCCAGCAUCGCCUCAGGGGAGGGCACAAUUAGAUACAACGUGCCUUUGUCUUUUCAGUUCAGAGGAGGAACAGGGGGGUGAGAGGCUGGUUGAGGCAUUGAUCAUGCACGUUGAAGCGCAGAUGCAGGUUGCCUCUUGCGGAUCGCCAUUGCCGAAUCCAGUCGUUUUGGAGUCUCUGAAGAAGGCUGCGUCCCGGGUGUUUGCCUCGCAUGGUUUGCGAGGGGAGCAGCCAACUGCAGGGCACCACGAGGCUCAAUCCACAGGCGGAUAUUCUAUGGUGGCCAAGGGUGCCCCGGCUGCCCAACCGGGGUUGAGCGGUUCAAUCCGUGCAACUCCUCUGGGAAGGGAAGGUGGAACACCAGCCGUUUGUAGUCCGGAUGAGAUGCGCCAGAGUCGCGACCUGAUAAAGGUGAGAGGUGCUGUGGUCCAGCACGGAGUAGGUUCCGACAGAGGGGAUAAGGGUGACAGCCGCCUUGGACUCUUGGGUCCAUCCUCCUCCAGGCCAGCCCUUGGGAGGCACACGUGGGCAGAAGUUCGGUACAAAGGUGAUUGGAUGAAACGACCAGUCGAGGCGACAGAGAUCGGAUGGCUUGUCGAGCAGCUCGUCAAGCUGUCGAACUUGGUGAACAGAGUGACGGGGUUGGACCAAGAGACAGAGUGGGACAGAGGGAAUGAACAGAAGGAGGGAACCGAAAACGGAGACAAAAACAGUGGAAGAGCAGUGGGCAGAAGAGCAACCACGGGAGCAGGAGAUGCAAAUGGCGCCCAUGAGCGUCAUCAUGAUGAUGAUGAUGAUGAUGACAAUCCUAAUGAUAAUCUUGAUGAGCAGGGCAUGGGGAGAGAUCAGCAGGAGGGGGUCAAAAGCGGAGAUAGAAACAAUGGAGCAGUGGACAGAAGAGUAGCUGCGGGAGUGGGAGGUGGUAACGACGGCCAUGGGUGUGGUGAUGCUAAUCAUAAUGAUCCUAGUGACAAUCUUGACACGGGUUGUGAUACAGGCAGGGCUGGAGCUGGAGAUGUCAAUGGCCCCUGCAUCGGCAAGGACAGCAGUGCACGAGAGGUUCUGUCCAUGAUCUUGCCGUCCACCCUCAGUCUCCAUGCGAUGUUGCUGCGCCUGCACGAGCUGCUCAGCAAUUGCGCGGAGCACAGUUGGGCCAUGGGGAUUAGAGAGCUGAGGAGGCGAGGAUGGCGUGUGAACUUGCGAUUCAUCGCCGACACCCGGUUUCUAUUUUGCAGUUUUGUUCUCAUAAUUUUGACCUUUUGGGUUGGCCAGUGGCGCACACCAUGAGACCUGUCAGAGUACCCUCACACUAGAACUUCCGUAGAUGUCCCUGUCUGCAAUUACGCCUCCUGGUGGAUGUAUCUGGCUCUGAUCGCAUCCAGGCCAGGCUGAUCCAGCAAUCAGUCAAGUCCUUGUGUGUGUAUUGCCCUCACCUGGCAAAUAGUUGUUCGAUGGUAGCGAAACGAACAGAGGCGGCUAAUUGGCGAAGUGAGAGCUGAGGAGCAGUGUCAGAUCAAGAGACAGGCAACACUUCUCAUCUUAAGUCACCAGUUCACACAAACCUAAGUUCGACGAAGCUACUUUCCAAGGCUCGUGAGCCUGCAACUGCGCCAUUUGGACGUGGCCUGCCACUUUCGCUACCGGCUCAGGCCCGAGUUGAAAUGCUCUUUCCGCGUAUGCCAGUACGAGCAGUGCUCUGCUUCAGGUGAACUGGCGGUUUAAAAGGGCGAUGGCCAUUGAGAUAUCAUCGUCGAACUGACCGACCCUACCAGUACGUAAUUCAGAAUUCAUCAUCGAGUAUGGCUGUCGAGAUAUCAUCGUUGAACUGACCUACCCUACCAGUGGGUAACUCAUAAUUCAUCAUCCAGUUCCAUCUGGAUUUGAACUUGAGUCUACAUUUCAACAAUUCAUGGGUGUAUCAACUGAGCUAGGGCCGUUGGUACAGCCAACACUUCGUG